Molecule: messenger RNA, 252 nt
Organism: Zychaea mexicana
Lineage: Eukaryota; Fungi; Mucoromycota; Mucoromycetes; Mucorales; Lichtheimiaceae
Exons: 2
Coding region: 1-252 (83 amino acids)
Source: RefSeq, a predicted model, not a curated record
AUGGUUCCCCGACUCUAUGCAUAUAUUCUUGCUCAGACCGAUCCUUAUCGACGAAUACCAACUGGUGGUGCUCUCGUUCCGAUACUGAUUACAAAUCUGGGUUUGCUUAUGGGAUAUGCUUUCAUUUGGUUGAAACAAGUUACUGCUGCUGGCAAAGCCAAAAAGGGUCUUUCGAAGUACGGCGAAAGCAGCUGUGAGCCGGAACUUGAUGCCAAGAUGACCUACUUUGCUGGUAGUAACGGCAAUACCUAA